This is a messenger RNA of Acinonyx jubatus (cheetah), 877 nucleotides long. It is a transcript of the gene PAXX, whose product is annotated as PAXX non-homologous end joining factor. Gene Ontology annotation, molecular function: molecular adaptor activity. Gene Ontology annotation, cellular component: nucleus; site of double-strand break; nonhomologous end joining complex. The transcript is spliced from 7 exons. Gene Ontology annotation, biological process: double-strand break repair via nonhomologous end joining. Bases 97 to 720 code for a protein of 207 amino acids. The record is from RefSeq and is a predicted model, not a curated record. Lineage: Eukaryota; Metazoa; Chordata; Mammalia; Carnivora; Felidae.
CCUAAGCCCCGCCCCCGGCUCCGGAGCCGUCCUCCCGCGCAGGCGCCCUGGGGCCCGCAGCCUCCCGGGUGGUGUCCCUGCCGUGGCCGCGGUGCUAUGGUGCCGCCGCCGCCUCUGUCGCCGCCUCUCUGCACGCUGCCGCCGGGGCCCGGGCCCCCGCGCUUCGUGUGCUAUUGCGAGGGGGAGGGAAGCGAGGACGGAGGCCGCGGCGGCUUCAACCUCUAUGUGACGGACGCCGCGGAACUCUGGAGCACCUGCUUCACGGCGGACAGCCUGGAGGCCCUCAAAGCCCGUUUGGGCCUGAGUGCGGCUGAGGAGAUCACCCCCCGGUUCAGGGCAGCCUGUGAGCAGCAAGCUGUGACUUUCGCCCUGCGGGAGGAUGGAGCAUCCCUAACCCUUUCCGGGGGGCCCUGGGCCCUGGAUUUUGAGCUCUCCAAGGUGCCGGGCCCAGAGGCAGCCUCCAGGUUGCAGGCACUGACACUGGGUCUGGCAGAGCAAGUGUGCAACUUGAAGAGGCAGCUGGCAGGCCUGCAGGUGACAGCCACCAGCCCCAAAAAGAGCCCUUGUCUGGCAGGGCCUCAGUUCUUCUUACCAGACCCGGACCCUCAGAGAGGUGGCCCUGGACUUGGGGUCAGGAGGCGGUGUCCAGGAGAGUCCCUCAUCAACCCUGGCUUCAAGAGUAAGAAACCAGCCAGCGGUGUAGACUUUGACAGCCCCUGAAGGCGCAGCACCAAGUGUGACCCUGCCAGGAGUCUGCUCAUGCGGUGGGGACAGCGCCUGAGACCCCACAGCCCGUCCUGCUGCCAGAGGGGAACAAACCUGCUUCUUGGACCCCUUCCCCAUUAAAUAAAUGGCUUCCUCAGGUGGAGGAAACGGC